AUGAACCAUUGUGAUCGUAUCCUGCCAUCUUGUGGGCGGUGUGCCGCCAGCGGGCGCGAGUGUGUCAAGGGAUACAAGUUCAAGGCCCUGCGGCAUGCGCCCUUUGGCCGCGCACAGAAGUGGCCCCGGCCCGGUGGUCGACUGAGGUUCGUCGUCGAGAGGGGUGAUGGGGUCGAAGAUUGGGACAAUACGGAUCACGACAUGGAAGACCAGGGGGGCAAGGACACCACGAUGAUCAGCGCCCAUCAGAACGGCAGCUCCGAUGCCCACGAGGUGUGGCAUCGCCCCUCCACGACAUACCCGGUAGCUUCGUCACAUUUGGCGCUCGCAUCACAGACGGCAUAUCAAGCAUCAUCGGACCAGACACCGCUCGACCUCUGCGACCCAGACGCCCACUUCAACACGUCUAUUCCUGCCCGCGCCGGGACCUGCCCCAUCCUGCUGAACGCCAUCUUUGCUCUCUCCGCCCGUCAUCUGGCGCACACGCUCCGAUACGACGCUCUAGCUUCGAACCGUUACCACGAACAGUGUCUCACUUACCUCAUCCCAUUACUCGAUCACGCCGUCACUGUAUCAGAUGAGAAUCUCUUUGCCGCCACCAUCAUCUUACGCGUCCUCGAGGAGAUGGACGUGCCUGUUCUCGGACAGGAUACCCACGGCCAUCUCCUUGGUAUCCACGCCUUUGUCGCCCCCCAUUCCGCCCCGCCCACGCCGACAACGCCCGAUCCUGGCCCGAGGAGCCCCCUCUCCCCACAUUCGCUCUCGGCUGCAUGCUUUUGGGUCGGGCUCCGCCAGGAAAUCUACAGCGCUGUUAUGAAUCACCAGCCGGUGCGCAUGAACCUUGCCCACCCUGCCGUCGUCGACCGGUCGACUACACCGGCCGAUGACUAUGCCUGGGCAAAUCGAGCCAUCGUGCACUGCGCGGACGUGCUCAAUUUUUGCUUCGGUCCGGACCACGCUGACCGGCCGAGGUGGCAUGCUCUCCGCGAAGCGAACAAGAACUGGAAAGCCGCGCUGCCGGCGUCGUAUAUGCCUGUGUUUUACCGCGAGAGAGACCUCAACGCUGCCGAGACGGGAGAUGCCGAGGCUGAUGCCAUGAAGGCCUUUCCGGAAGUGUGGUACUGGAAAGGCUGUCACACAGAGCUCUACCUAGCACUCUUCGAUCCCGCCCAUCCCCGCACUGGCCUCCAGCGUCGCGCGGCCGACGCCGCUCUCGCGUCCCAGGCGCGCACCCUUGUACGCAGCUUGUGUGGGAUCGGCACCUGCAACCGAUGGUGUCCGCCCGCCAUGUUCACGGCCUGCAUGGGCGUGGCUGCGGCGGGCGACCGAUUCGAGGACAGAAGGGACCAGGAGGCGUUGCUGGCGCUUCUGAGAGCUACCGAGAGGGAGCAUGCCCGGCCGACGCGCGCCGUGUGCGAUUUGCUCAAGGGAUGCUGGGGAUGGGAUGAAAACAAGAGAUGA
Verticillium dahliae VdLs.17 is the source of this 1461-nucleotide messenger RNA. RefSeq lists its product as uncharacterized. Bases 1 to 1461 code for a protein of 486 amino acids. The record is from RefSeq and is a predicted model, not a curated record. Lineage: Eukaryota; Fungi; Ascomycota; Sordariomycetes; Glomerellales; Plectosphaerellaceae. The transcript is spliced from 4 exons. Gene Ontology annotation, cellular component: nucleus. Gene Ontology annotation, biological process: positive regulation of transcription by RNA polymerase II. Gene Ontology annotation, molecular function: zinc ion binding; DNA-binding transcription factor activity, RNA polymerase II-specific; transcription cis-regulatory region binding.